UAAAGAGUAAAGAGUGUGGGAAAGAAGGAUGGCGAGCCCUAGCACAGGAGGCUUGGAAGCUCUGCACCGUCUGAAGUCGACAGAGCCUCCUCUCUGGCUCUCUCCCUCUACGGAGCUCUCCCAGGCAGCUCGAAUAGCCUCUCAGGAUCUCUUCUCAUCACUCCAACCGUUCUGUCCCAAAUCACCGUUCGACCACCUACUUGUCGACGGCUUCGACGCUGAGCAGAUAUGGCAACAGAUAGAUCUCCAGUCGCAGCCAUUGUUGUCGAACCUCCGAAGAGAAAUAAAACGCUUCGAAAAGAAUCCUGGCGAGAUUUCGAAGCUUAUUGAUGUAGAAAUCGUUAAGGAAGAGGCAGAAGGGAAGACUGAUGUUAUAGAAAAGGAAAACAGGGCUCAUGUUGAGGAAGAUGGUGGACAGCAGGAGAAUCUUGAAGAUUUUGAAGACAUGGAAGAUGAAGAGAUUGGAAUUUCUGAUGAGGAUGAUGAGGAGGAUGGAGAGGAAGAAGACGAAGGUGAGGAGGAGGAGGAGGAGGAGGAGCAUGGGGGUAGUGAGGAAGCAAGUGGCGGCAUUGAAGAUCGAUUUCUGAAGAUUAAGGAAUUGGAGGAAUAUUUGGAGAACGAUGAAGCAAGGGAGUAUGGUCUUUCCAAAGAGAAACAGCGCAAUGAUCACAACGCCGCUGACGAUGAUGAUAAAGAAGACGACGAGGGGGAUGAUGAUGAAGACGAGGACGAGGAUGAUGACGAGGUUGGACAAUUUGGUGAUAAUGCGGAUGUAGAUGAUGAAAAGUUCGACAAUGCAAGGUAUGAAGAUUUCUUUGUCAACAAAAAGAAAAAGAAUUCAAGGAAAAGGUCUAGAUCUCUUGGUGGAGAAGAUUCAGGCAUGGAUGAUGAACAAGAAGAUGACAAGGGAUUUAAUGAUCAGAAGAAAGAAACUUCUUCAACCCAUGAGAAACGACUAGAGAAGCUUCGUUCAAAAAUAGAACAAAUGGAGAGGGCAAAUUUGGAACCCAAGACAUGGACAAUGCAGGGAGAGAUAACUGCUACUAAGAGGCCAAAAAAUAGUGCUUUAGAAGUUGAUCUAGAUUUCGAGCAUAACGUGAGACCUGCACCAGUGAUCACAGAAGAAGUCACAGCAUCCCUUGAAGAUUUGAUUAAGAAAAGGAUUCUUGAGGGGCAUUUUGAUGAUGUUCAAAAAGUGCCAAGUCUACCAUCCAAAGCACCAAAAGAACUGAAAGAGAUGGAUGACAAUAAGAGCAAGAAGGGGCUAGCUGAAAUUUAUGAGGAGGAAUAUGUGCAGAGGACAGGUCUGGCUUCUGCAACACUCUCGUUCUCUGAUGAACGGAAGAAAGAGGCAAGUUUGGUAUUUAAGACACUCUGUUUGAAGUUGGAUGCGCUGUCACAUUUCCACUUCACUCCAAAGCCUGUUAUCGAGGACAUGUCUAUACAAGCAAAUGUUCCAGCCCUUGCCAUGGAAGAGAUUGCACCUGUGGCAGUCUCAGAUGCAGCUAUGUUGGCUCCUGAGGAAGUGUUUUCUGGCAAAGCUAACCUUAAAGAAGAAACCGAACUAACCAAAGAAGAGAGAAAGAGAAGGAGAGCUAAAAAGAAGAGGAGAUCAAAAGCUGAUAAAUCUAAAAGGAUGUCGAAAAAGGCAGUGUUAAGUCCUCCCAGUGGUAAUUCUUAAUCCAUUUUCCUCUUG
Messenger RNA from Telopea speciosissima, 1696 nucleotides. Its product is annotated as U3 small nucleolar ribonucleoprotein protein MPP10. NCBI's taxonomy places the organism in Eukaryota, Viridiplantae, Streptophyta, Magnoliopsida, Proteales, Proteaceae. Gene Ontology annotation, biological process: rRNA processing. Bases 29 to 1681 code for a protein of 550 amino acids. Gene Ontology annotation, cellular component: small-subunit processome; sno(s)RNA-containing ribonucleoprotein complex; nucleus. The transcript has 12 exons. The record is from RefSeq and is a predicted model, not a curated record.